Biomphalaria glabrata is the source of this 1831-nucleotide messenger RNA. RefSeq lists its product as uncharacterized. The transcript has 11 exons. Bases 198 to 1742 code for a protein of 514 amino acids. Lineage: Eukaryota; Metazoa; Mollusca; Gastropoda; Planorbidae. The record is from RefSeq and is a predicted model, not a curated record. Gene Ontology annotation, molecular function: scavenger receptor activity.
GUUAGAUAAAACUUCCGAGUUAAAGGCUAUAUAGGUACUAUAAAAUUAAUUGUACAAGUGAUUAUUUAUUUAAUUUGGAUAAAACUUCCCUGUUUGCAUAUGCAGAAAACUUUUCAAAGUGUUCAGAUUUAGCUACGUUAUUGAUAAACUUCAAAAUGUUUUAGUUCAAAUUCGAUAUACUCAACAUUAGAGAGACAAUGACAAAUAACUUCUUAUUAAUUGUGUGCAUCUAUUUUUAUUUUUGGAUACUUUGCACUCACCAAGUACGCUCCUGUACAGAUGUGAACCAAUGUCUGCAAUGCCAUUGUACGAAUCGUUGUUCUAACGGACUGUGCCUAUAUAAUGGACGAUGCGAAAAGGGAUGGUUUGGUCUCGGAUGUCAAUACAACGAUCUUGCAACUAUUGAAGAGGCUUCAAUAACAGUGGGCCGUAGGAGGUCAUCAAAUUUCCUCAAAGACAAUAACGACAAAACCUGUGAUGAUUACGUAGCAGACGUCACAGUUUCUUGGAACAGAGAAUACAUGUUGACCUGGGUCCGACUGGUCAUGAGAGAAAUUAAGAAUGAUCUCAACAUAAAAAUUCUGUUCAAAGCGAAGGGCUCUCAAGUCUUCAAAGUAUGUAGUCAACGCAGAAUACAUCAUGUGUCUACCAAAAUACUUGAUGUGUGGUGUCUCGAUGUGGCCUUAGUCAGAGAGGUAAAAAUAGAAGGCAAUCUUGGAGGACUGUGUUCACUUCACAUAAGUGGUGGUCACAACUUUGCCUACAAACAGAAUGCAGUGUUAAGCUCUAAUUAUGGUACUGACGACAGGGGAGACAAGGCAGUGGAUGGUAACAGAGAUCCAGACUACAGUAAAAAAAGUUGUGCUCACAGUGGAACACAUGAAAACUAUCCAAAACUCACUCUCACAUUAAGUCAGCCUGUUGUAAUCACAAGAGUUGUUCUUUAUAACAGAAAUAAGCACGAAAUUAGGCUGAUGAAAUUCAUACUACAAUUGUUUAAGAAGAAUGACCAUCUUUGGUAUUCGUAUCAGAAUCGUUCGGACACCCCCUUGCCUACUUACACCAUUAUAAUGUCAUCCAAAGAACAAACGGAGAAAAUGUCUAUCACAGCUACUGAAAUUGAUAGACAAUAUAACGACAAACCGAUUGUCACAUUGUGUGAAGUGGAGGCUUACGGAGAAUGUUCCGAAGGCUAUUGGGGACUACUGUGUACAAACAAAUGCCCUAAAGAAUGUAGCACAAAUUGCCAUAUCGAAAACGGGCAAUGUAAUACAAUUUGCUUAGGCAACAGUGACUUACUUGUAUGUCAGGCAGAAUGCGCUCUUGGUCAGUGGGGCAUCAACUGUAAAGAAAGAUGCUCCGAUGUAUGCCAUAAAUCUUCCUGCAAUCGUAUUUCUGGGAUCUGUGAUCAAGGCUGUCUCGGCUACAGUGACCCUCCUACAUGCAGGUUUAAAUGCUCACGUGGACGAUGGGGAAUCAAUUGUUUACAAACAUGUUCUCAGGGAUGUCUGAAUUCGUCUUGCAAUGCUUCGACUGGACUCUGUGACAAAGGUUGUCUCGGCUACAGUAAUCCCCCUUUGUGCACCUUGACAUGCUCGAGUGGCGACUGGGGUGUUAACUGUAGUCAAACCUGCUCUGAAAGAUGUUAUAACUCUUCCUGCAAUCAAACUAACGGAGUCUGUUACCAAGGCUGUCUCGGUUAUAACGAUCCCCCACAAUGCAAUACGAUUUUCGAGAUCUGAGUGUGACAGACGGACAGACGGACAUUUUGCACAAACCUAAUAGCGGCCGUUAAAAAUACGAAAAUACGUGAUAUAGAAACCAAAGUUUG